CGACGUUCCAUUGUAAGCAACAACACAUGUCUAAAGCCGUAAUUCGUAAAUACGGCAAAACAUUCAUGACUGAGUAAAUGAUAAAUUAUCAUAUUCCGAAAUUGUACAUAACUCGUGCUGUCUUGUUUAUUUAAAGUGAGAAGAAAUUAAGACCUUCAGUAAUUAAAUCUUAAGAUGAGUGAAUUAGUCUGGGGUAUAAAAAAUGGCGAUCUUGAUCAGGUUCGCGAUAUCAUAGAGAAAAAGAACAUUGAUGUUAAUCAAACUAUAGAUGGUAGAACACCGCUUCAUUAUGCAGCCGAUUAUGGACAGAGUGAAGUUGUUAGGUACCUUCUGGAUAAAGGGGCAGAUGCAAAUGCAACAGAUAAACAUGGCAUCACAACUUUACUGGCAGCAAUUUGGGAAGGACAUACAAAUUGUGUUAGAUUAUUGCUCGAAAAAGGAGCUUCAGCUACUGGAAAAACACCAGAUGGAAGUAGUUAUUUAGAUGCAGCUGAAAAAGAUGAUAUAAAAGAUUUAUUAAGGAGUCAUUAAUACUAAACCAAAAGUUGAAGACCCAUAUUAUCCAAGCUUUUUAAUUCAAUUUUAAGUGUACUUUGUAAGCUAGAAAAGAAACAAAUUUUCCUUGGAAAAGAUAAUAAUGGUAUUUUUUGUUAAUUUUUUAUACUUGGCUUAAUUUUAAAACAAAUUAUACUCUUAAAAUGUUUACUGUUAGUUUUGUUGAAACUUAUGUGCAAAACUUCUAUUGUUUUAAAUGAAGUCGGAGAAAGAUAUUUCUAAAGCAUUUUGGUAUCAAGUUCAAAAGUGUUGACUAAAACUUUAAAUAAUUAAAAUUAUAUUUUUAACAACAAAACAGAUAAAAUAGAUGCA
Messenger RNA from Trichogramma pretiosum, 867 nucleotides. Its product is annotated as myotrophin-like. The coding region runs from base 175 to 531 and encodes 118 amino acids. The transcript has 3 exons. Gene Ontology annotation, biological process: regulation of barbed-end actin filament capping. NCBI's taxonomy places the organism in Eukaryota, Metazoa, Arthropoda, Insecta, Hymenoptera, Trichogrammatidae. Gene Ontology annotation, molecular function: protein binding. Gene Ontology annotation, cellular component: nucleus; cytoplasm. The record is from RefSeq and is a predicted model, not a curated record.